Messenger RNA from Aethina tumida (small hive beetle), 769 nucleotides. RefSeq names its product peroxiredoxin-5, mitochondrial. Gene Ontology annotation, molecular function: thioredoxin peroxidase activity. The record is from RefSeq and is a predicted model, not a curated record. Gene Ontology annotation, biological process: cell redox homeostasis; hydrogen peroxide catabolic process; cellular response to oxidative stress. NCBI's taxonomy places the organism in Eukaryota, Metazoa, Arthropoda, Insecta, Coleoptera, Nitidulidae. Gene Ontology annotation, cellular component: mitochondrion; peroxisome; cytoplasm. The transcript has 3 exons. Bases 114 to 665 code for a protein of 183 amino acids.
AAUCUUUUAUAACCGAAAGAAAUGUUUUGCUGAAGGCCGUGUUCAAGGUCGUACGUUUUGUCUCUGUCGCAGCUUCACCCCGAGCAGAUUUAUAAAGUCGGCGCAGCCAGAAAAUGAACGCUAGUUUGAUUGCAACCCGUUUGUGCAACGCAGGACGUCGCAUUUGCAUCAGACAGUUGCAGAGUUCCGCCGCAGUCAUGGCUAAAAUUGGUGAUGCUAUUCCAAACGUGGACUUGUUCGAAGAUGUGCCCACAAAUAAAGUCAACCUCGCCGAAUUGUCCAAGAACAAGAAGAUAAUUGUCUUCGCCGUUCCUGGAGCCUUCACACCUGGUUGUUCUAAGACACAUUUGCCGGGUUACGUGGAAAAAGCCGACGAAUUGAAAGCCCAAGGAAUCAGCGAAAUCGUCUGCGUCUCCGUCAACGAUCCGUUCGUGAUGGCUGCCUGGGCCAAGGAUCAAAACACUACCGGUAAAGUUCGCCUUUUGGCCGAUCCCCAGGCUCAACUGGCCAAAGCUCUGAAUCUGACCGUUGACAUCGCACCACUUGGAGGAGUCAGGAGCAAGCGGUACUCUUUGGUGGCCGAAAACGGAAUCAUUAAGUCUUUGCAAGUGGAACCAGAUGGCACUGGUUUGUCUUGCUCUUUGGCUGAUAAAAUUAAAGUUUAAUUUCGAAAAUCAUAUACAAACACUUUAUGUUUUUUUUUUGAACUAUUUUUAGAUGUACAAAAUCGUUGUUAGGCAAUUACAAUUAUUAUUAAUCAAUUAAUCAA